Molecule: messenger RNA, 642 nt
Organism: Haemonchus placei
Lineage: Eukaryota; Metazoa; Nematoda; Chromadorea; Rhabditida; Trichostrongylidae
Source: the annotation of a GenBank genome assembly
AUGGCAGAGGAAGGGAAGAUAAUAAGCGCUCGUAGGGAAUAUGUGUCUGAAUACUAUCCUGAUCUACUGUCUAACUACUCCAAUUCAUCAGGAACAAUAUCCUACGAGACAAUAAUUACUCCUCGCCGACCGGAACAGCGAGAUUUGCGGCAGGCAACCGAGGCAACAAUACCAACGCAGCAUCCAUACUAUUUGCGGGAGGUUGAAUUACUUCCACCUCCAUUGAUACCCGAAAUAGUUGAGUGGGACUUGGUUAAACGAAUAAAUAGACUGCUACUCAAUAAAGAAAAAAAGAAAAAGACUGUUGAAGUGCAUCGAGCCGACAAAGGAACGGUAGAGCAGAGUAAAAAGGUAUGUCCAACUGAGCUGAUAAGGAGCCCGACGACACCUUUGGUAACAAUGGAGGCGCUGGAGAAAACAUUCAAUAACGACCCGUACUACAUUUCUGAAACCGAGUUGGUUCACGAGCAGACAGAACUUUUCAAAAGACGAGUACAGAAACGACAACAGCAUCACGCAUCAGCAAAGCGUACUCGCCCAAACUUUCCAAAAGAUCCUCCUGUGCCGGAAUCGCGAUCAUAUGGUCCUGCUGCUAUGUCGCACGAUACAGGAAGCGAUUACUCGUUUUCAGAAGAUAAUUAA